AUGCCACCCACGCCUGCCCAGGCCCUGCUGGAGGCUCCUGCCCGAGCAAGAGGGUGCAGCCCCAGGCAAGGGACGCUGGCCGGCCGACGGGGAAUAAAUGUUCACCCCGGUCCUCUCGCUCCUUUUUCGGUUCCGCAGUACAUCGCCGUCCACAUCGUGGCGGACCAGCUGAUGUCCUUCGGGGGCUCCUCCGACCCUUGUGCCCUUUGCAGCCUCCAUAGCAUCGGCAAGAUCGGCGGGCAGCAGAACAAGGCCUACACGAAGCUGCUGUGCGACCAGCUGACCAAGCACCUGCACAUACCUGCGGACAGGGUCUACAUCAACUACUACGACAUGAACGCUGCGAACGUGGGCUGGAACGGGUCCACUUUUGCCUAGCCAGCAACCUUGCAAAGGGGAGGGACUGCCCGACCCCUGGGCUGCCCGAGGAUGAUGCCACCCCCACCCCCAGCAACCCCAUCCUCCUCUUCUGUCACCCCUGGGCUCCUUCCUUCAUCGCAGGCGCUGCCGCCCACCUUCCUUGGAAAACAA
Molecule: messenger RNA, 531 nt
Organism: Pogona vitticeps (central bearded dragon)
Lineage: Eukaryota; Metazoa; Chordata; Lepidosauria; Squamata; Agamidae
Source: RefSeq, a predicted model, not a curated record